AUGCCGUCGGUUACCCCUCUUCCCUCUACCUUCAAAUGGGGGUUCGCAACAGCUGCCUACCAGAUCGAAGGUGCUGUUCACGAAGAUGGACGUGGGCAGUCCAUCUGGGACACAUUCUGCCAUCUGGAGCCUUCGCGGACCAAGGGUGCCAAUGGUGAUGUGGCGUGUGAUCACUACCAUCGGUACGAGGAGGACUUCGACCUGCUCACCAGAUACGGUGCAAAAGAAUACAGGUUCUCCAUCGCCUGGUCGCGAAUCAUCCCGCGGGGCGGACGGGACGACCCUGUCAAUGAGGCUGGCAUCGCGUUUUACAAUAGGCUCAUUGACUCUCUGCUGGAAAGAGGCAUUACUCCGUGGGUCACACUGUAUCACUGGGAUCUGCCACAGGAGCUGCAUGAUCGGUACGGUGGAUGGCUGGACGUCGAGGAAUCCCAGAAGGACUUUGAGAGAUACGCCCGGGUCUGCUAUGAGCGAUUCGGUGACCGAGUCAAGCAUUGGAUCACGCUCAACGAACCCUGGAUUGUGUCCAUCUUUGGAUAUGCAACAGGUGGCAAUGCCCCUGGCAGAAGCAGUACCAAUCCUCAGUCGACCGAGGGCAACACGGCCACUGAGCCUUGGAUUGUGGGCAAAGCCCUCAUCAUGAGCCACGCGCGUGCAGCUGCCUUGUAUAACAGGGAGUUUCGUCAAUCCCAGCAGGGCCAGAUCGGCAUCUCGCUGAACGGCGACUACUAUGAGCCCUGGGAUGCUCAAGACGAGCGGGAUCGAGCCGCCGCAGAGCGCCGCAUGCAGUUCCACAUUGGCUGGUUUGCUGAUCCAAUUUUCUUGGCUCAGGACUACCCUGCCUGCAUGCGCGAACAGCUUGGAGAUCGCCUGCCUGGUUUCUCCCCCUCAGACUUUGCAAUGCUUCGCGAGGCAGAGCUCGAUUUCUAUGGCAUGAACUACUAUACAUCCCAAUACGCUCGCCACCGUGACGAGCCGGCUCCAGAGACAGACUACAUCGGUAAUGUGGACGAGUGCCAAGAAAAUAAUCAAGGACUGCCCGUAGGCGAACCGAGCGGAGUCCACUGGCUUCGCUCGUGCCCGGACAAGUUCCGCAAGCACCUUACAAGAGUAUAUCGCCUAUAUGGAAAGCCAAUCUAUAUCACCGAGAAUGGCUGUCCGUGCCCUGGAGAAGACCGCAUGACUUGCGAGGAGGCAGUCAAGGAUACAUACCGACUUCGCUAUUUUGAGGAGCAUCUGGAAGCGGUGGGCGUGUCCAACGCGGAAGACAAAGCUGAUAUUCGGGGCUAUUUUGCAUGGUCAUUGCUGGAUAAUCUGGAAUGGUCCGACGGCUACGGGGUGCGAUUCGGCGUGACAUUCACAAACUAUGAGACGCUUGAGAGAACGCCAAAGCAAUCUGCGCUGUCUCUGAAGCGCAUCUUUGAAGAACGAAUCGGUGCUGAUCCGUCGCGAGCAUAG
Molecule: messenger RNA, 1458 nt
Organism: Aspergillus clavatus NRRL 1
Lineage: Eukaryota; Fungi; Ascomycota; Eurotiomycetes; Eurotiales; Aspergillaceae
Product: glycoside hydrolase family 1 protein
Exons: 4
Coding region: 1-1458 (485 amino acids)
Biological process (GO): carbohydrate metabolic process
Molecular function (GO): beta-glucosidase activity
Source: RefSeq, a predicted model, not a curated record